Molecule: messenger RNA, 1458 nt
Organism: Cheilinus undulatus (humphead wrasse)
Lineage: Eukaryota; Metazoa; Chordata; Actinopteri; Labriformes; Labridae
Gene: r3hdml
Product: R3H domain containing-like
Exons: 8
Coding region: 175-966 (263 amino acids)
Source: RefSeq, a predicted model, not a curated record
AGUGACCACAUUAAGCCGUGAUAAAGAAAGUCCUGUGGAGAAAGACACGGACUAUCCAGGUCAAGAUGUGGGGCACCUCUAGGACAGACAGUUUUAUUUGCAAAGGCUGGAGUUUGAGUGAGGGUCUCCUCUGCUUGUCUGCUGAUGUCUGCAGCUCUGUGAAAGGAUCCUCUGAUGAAGAGUUGUGCAGUGACGUGGAGCAGCUGCAGCCUCCUCAGCUCUCACAUGGCUCCUGCUUGUGUUCAGCUCUUGUUGGCUGCCACCCUGUGGACGAUGCCUCACAUUGAGGCCGCUGCUGCUGUGCUGGCGAGCUCCACAGACCUUCUCAAAAUAACUGAGACACAGACGGACUUAAAGGUAGAAGCCGGAGCUGUGGGUGCUCCUCUCAGGAGACGUAAACGGGCCUUAACGUCACGAGAGAUCAACGCUCUGCUUGAUUAUCACAACAGAGUCCGCUCUCAGGUUUUCCCCCCUGCAGCCAACAUGGAGUUCAUGCUGUGGGAUGAGGGACUUGCCAAGUCCGCUGACUCUUGGGCCUCACGGUGCAUCUGGGAUCAUGGUCCGACACAGGCGAUGAAAUAUAUCGGACAAAACCUGUCAAUCACCUCAGGAAGGUACCAGUCCAUCACUGAUCUGAUGCAGUCAUGGUAUAAUGAGAGGAAUCACUUCUCUUACCCAAACCGAUGCUCCGGGUCUGUGUGCUCUCACUACACUCAGAUGGUGUGGGCGAGCACUAACAGAGUGGGAUGUGCUGUCAGAAAGUGCUCCAACAUGUUUGUGUUUGGGAAAAUCUGGAAGGAGGCGACACUGCUAGUCUGCAACUACUCCAUAAAAGGAAACUGGGUUGGAGAGGCUCCUUAUAAGAGCGGGAGGCCUUGUUCUGUCUGUCCAUCGAGCUACGGGGGUUCCUGCUGGAGAAACCAGUGUUCACCAAACACAAAAUACAAAAAACAUACAACAUUUUAACAACAAAACACCAUGUUCAAAUAGCUUUAUUUAUGAGAGAAAUAACUUUUUUUUCUAAGAAGAGGAAGAUACUGUUUUAAUCCCUAAAGGGGAAAUUCCGUUCUGUCUCUUCAGGCUGAAAUAGCUGAAUGGGCUAAUGGGGAGAAGCUGGAGUGAAGGGCUGCUUCCCAUGAAGGGGGGCCGUCUGAAUAGUUUGGAGUUUUGUGGCCUGCUAAAGGGAACCUUGGAAGUAGCCAUGAAGUGGACUGGCUCCUCUCCAGCUAAUAGACCAAUUAGCAGACCAAGACUCAAACCAGCAACCCCCAAGAUCCUAACCCAAGUCCUUACAGAGCUACUGCUAACCAAGGAAGGUCCUAAUGAUGUGAUGUCAAUUUUAGCAAACACGCUGUAUAACAAAGUGAUGAGUCCAGUUACCACUAUAUUGAAGGAAAUUUUUAUUAUGCUAAGUUUUAUGACUGUUGAUUUUCUAUAUAUCCCUAAAAGUCAUAUUUG